AUUUUGGGGUCAACAAACCCAUUUCAUUCCUUCCUCGAGGGCUUGUGUGUGUGGUGACCGGUGAUAAAAAGCUAUAAACCAUAUUUUUUAAAAUAAGUAUUGUGUCUAAGGGAGCUGGAAUAUGAGUCUGAAGACUACCCUCAGAAGAAAUGUAAAUUAUGUGGCUGUCAUUUGUUUGAGCUUUUUGGUACUUAAUCACCUUUUAAAGAUCAUUACUCCCAGGAAAUCUGCAGAAAAUUAUGGCAUGUGCAAUGAAGCCAUUGAGUAUUUACUUAGUGAAUACAAAGAUCUUGCUGCCAAAAAGAAUAUUCUUCAUAAAGAGAAGUAUUUAGAAGUGAAGGAGCUUAGAAGCAGUCUGAAGAAGGCAACAGUUGAUUUGAAACUGAAGGAGGAGCAGUGCAUCACUGACCUACGUGGCCUCAAUGGAUCAGUCAAAAUGUGGAAAAAACUGUCUUCUGAUAUUCAGCGUCACCUAGACGAUGCGCACAACAUGAUGGACCGCAACGCGAUGGUGCUGACGGCCGCGCUGGAGGCACUACGGGAGGCGGAGCUGAAGGUGGAGCGGCUGGAGAGGCAGCUCGGACUAAACGGCACCGUGGCCGUGGUCUGAGCUGAGCGUGCCGCUGUGACUGCGCCGGUGCACCGCCCGGCCAGUGGAGCCGUCGCAGGCAGGCUGGCUGAAGGAAGAUACUCUGUUGACGGCAUGGUGAAACGUCGUACGGCUAUUCGGAGGCUUUGAAAAACGCCCUGCUCUGUUCGAGUGUCAUUUUACGGCGAUCGGUUAGAGGCUAUUUUUGAAUGUGUAUGAUGCAAUGUUUGUUACAUAUGGGUUGCAGGAAGUUUUAUAUCUGUGGAAUUGAUCAGUAUUUCCAGAAUGACCAGUAACUCCGUCCAAUUGACCAAACCUUACAUAGCCAUGACGUAGGUAACGUCAGUGUCAUAUGACUUGCAUAGACAGCUGUUCACAUCGAUUUUAUAGUGAAUAGCCGGUCAGCAUCCCGGAAAUGGCUGUUGACUCCGUCCAGUUGCUGACCGAUAUUUUUGUACAAAUAUUUGUGCCUUUUUAUUCGCGUAGUGGUUCCGUUGUAUUGUUGGCCGUGAAGGACACGAUCUGUUGUGCCAAGUUGUUAUUGCGUUAGCUCGUUCGUGCGCAACUCUUUAUUUUUUAAAUUAUUUUCCAUUGUUAACCUUAGUGGCAAAUGCUCGUUAGGGCUCCGUACCUGGAUGUGCCAACUUCGCAGAAGAGGUGGGGAAAACAUUUUAGUGUAAUGCUAUAGUGCGUGCUUAGGAUGCCAGUUGCGGUCUCCUGUAAAAGGGACAUUACUUCAUAUACUUACUUACCAGCUAUCUGUUUAAAGUGUGCAAUUUUUAUACUUUUUUACGGGUGCCGAAAAUGGAGGUAAAAUAAAGCUGCUUCUAAUCA
Messenger RNA from Amphibalanus amphitrite, 1423 nucleotides. RefSeq lists its product as uncharacterized. The record is from RefSeq and is a predicted model, not a curated record. The transcript is spliced from 5 exons. The coding region runs from base 122 to 610 and encodes 162 amino acids. Lineage: Eukaryota; Metazoa; Arthropoda; Thecostraca; Balanomorpha; Balanidae.